AGAACAUCAUCACUUUCUCCUUAUUAUCAACUUGCGUGUUCUUGACACGAAAGACACGCGAAUUAACAGACUUUUAACCGCGUAGAUUGACUUUGAGUGAUGCACACAGCAACCGGCGGUAUUAUUCUUACCUUGUGGCCUCCUUGAAAGCAUAAUAGUCGUAUUGAGUGCCUUCUGCUGUAGCAAAGAUGCUCGUCGCCUGUGGAAACGAGGAAACCACGGUGCCUUCAAGUGAAAGGGGCGCGACGGUGCUACAGUAACGGAGUUGUAUCUCGGCGGUUUUGGCCUCCCUUUGACUGUCCGCGAAUACGGUUAUACGGACGCCUCGUGAGGGGCAUCUUUCGAGGACCAGAUCUCUAAAGCAUCCUUUCAAAAUGCCCGACAGUGAUGAGUACGAGGCUUUGAGAAUCGUAGGAUGGUGGUAAUAUUGAGCUGAUGGUAUGGGACAUCUUGCCUGCAAUUGCUUGUAUGUAUCAUAGAGUUAACUGUUCACCGGUUGCCAAUAUGGCUAUCCAUCUGAUGGCUGAAGAGUUCACCAUCGUGGCUUGGAAUCAUAAGUCGAUGAUUCUUCGAACUUACCAGAGUCUCUGGCAUGAGACGACAAACACGAGCUAUGAUGGUUAUUUAAGACUGCUCCGAUUCUUGACCUAUUCCGUCUUUCUCGGUGUCGUUCCUCACUUUCGUUACAUCCCCUGAGCACUACUUCCACUCUUUUUAAUCUGCUGCAGACUCCAACAUGAGGCUGUCACUACCUUUCAUUGCGCUCUGCGCAGUCCCGGCCGUUGUUGGUAUUGCUCUCCCAGACGGCCCCUUCGAGAUCAAGGAGCAUGAGCACAAGGACCAUGAUCACCAUGAUCCUGACCUGGUCAAGCACCAUCACAAGGACCACGAUCAUAAGCACAAGCAUCUUCAUCCCCAUGAGCAUAUCCACAUCACCAAGCACAAGCAUCCCAUCAAGCCUUGCGCUGUCCUCACUGAGGAGAAGACUUGCAAGCUCUUCCACUAUGCCACCAAGGACGUCGAGGAGCUCAUUCAUGCUGUCCAGACCUAUGACUGUGGCAGCGAUGCGGAGUGUUGGCAUAAAAUUGUUCACAGGAUCUACAGCCUUGAGCAUGGGCUGGAUGCCUUUGACAAGUACGUGGACAGCACCACUCUUAAGAAGUGCUUCAGCUGUGGAAACGACUCUCCUGUCGUUGGCUGCUUCCUUCACUAUGCCGAUGCUCUGAUCCGCCUCCUGAAGCUCCUGCGGCACCAGACCAAGACUCUUGAUGGGGAGGUUGAACGACCUGUCCUCACUGCCAUCAACAGUCUUCGUGUUUCCAACUAUGCCUUGGUCUAUGAGAUCAAUCGCCGCGUUGAGUGCAAGAAGAGCCUCAAGAUCAUCAUGUCCAAGCAGGGUGCCAACGAUGGCUCCACCAAGGGCAGUGUCCAGGCCGCCUUUGAGAAGUUCCCCUACACUCCUCUGAUCACAGGCGAGAACUUCAAGGAUGGAGUGUCGCUGGACAAGACCGACGGCAAGGAGGAUUCCGAGGGCGAUGGAGAGCACAAGCACAAGAAGGUGCACAAGCACUACCACAACCAUCACCACGGGCACAAGCAUGGGCACAAGCACGGCCACGGACAUGGCCAUCUCCACGAACAUGGCCACCACCACGGACAUAAGCACGGCCACAAGCACGAGAAUGAGCAUCACUACGAGCACAAGCAUGAGGACAAGCACGAGGAUAAAGAUCCCGAGCACGAGCAUGAGUAUGAUCAUCAACACAAGGGUCCCCACGAUCAUCGCGAUGAGGUUCGUGUCAACGACCGGGGUUCUAUCUCUUUUGAUAAGGAUCAUUACUAA
This is a messenger RNA of Fusarium odoratissimum NRRL 54006, 1843 nucleotides long. RefSeq lists its product as uncharacterized. The coding region runs from base 737 to 1843 and encodes 368 amino acids. The record is from RefSeq and is a predicted model, not a curated record. The transcript is spliced from 4 exons. NCBI's taxonomy places the organism in Eukaryota, Fungi, Ascomycota, Sordariomycetes, Hypocreales, Nectriaceae.